Molecule: messenger RNA, 9882 nt
Organism: Vespula vulgaris
Lineage: Eukaryota; Metazoa; Arthropoda; Insecta; Hymenoptera; Vespidae
Product: protein qui-1
Exons: 17
Coding region: 1440-6176 (1578 amino acids)
Molecular function (GO): ATP hydrolysis activity; protein binding
Source: RefSeq, a predicted model, not a curated record
GGUAUAUGUUACGGCGCAUCGAUAGUCGCGCAUAGGUGGCAGCACUAACGGCGUCGGUGCUACGGCGCGUAUGCGGUUUGAUUUUGUUAUCAGUAGUGGUGCCGUAGUUGGUGAGAGGAGGUGAUCCUGUCGUAGCAGUUGUUCAACGAUCCGAUGUAAAGCUUUUAUUAUGCAUCAUCAGAACGGGGUUAGGGACCCCCUUUUUGCGAUUCUAAUGGCAUUGCCAAAAUAAGAUCUACCAGGACAUAACGAAUAACGAUGGGAAUUCAUGUGAAUUCAUACGAUUCGGCUAUAAGAACCGGAGCUCCAGUAUAGACGUCAACGAAGCCAUUUUUGAAAACGGCGCAAAGGGAAAAGUAUUUCACGUAAGGAAGUCGACAGCACAUCAAAGGAGAAAAAAAUAUAUAUAUAUACAAAUAUAUAUAUAUAUAUAUACACACACACAUCAAAGACGCAUCGUGCGACGAUCUUUUAUUCGAGCAAAAUAUAAAAAAAAAAAUAUAAUAAUAAUGUAGGGAAAGAAUCGCCUAACUGCACAAUAAAGUUUAAUGUAAAACGUUACAUGUGACCAGAAGCGAAGACAAUCCUAGAACAAAGUUACCUAAUUAGUGAAUACUUAAGUCGGCAGUAUAAAUGCGCGAAGAAAAGAUUAUCGUGCAUUAAAUAUAUGUAUAUAAAUACCUAUAUGUAUACACGUACACUAUUGCAUAGAUCUUUAUCGAAAGUUAAUUGUUAAACAAUAAAGAGAGCACACACACACGCACAUUACUGUCCAAAAGAGAAAGAAAAAGAUAAUUUAUAUUAUAUUUGAACGUUGUUGAUCAAUAGUAACGCAAGGAUAUAUUAAUAUUAUUAAUAAGUAUAAAAGUCUACGUCCGUACCUAUUCGAGUAGAUUGCUACGAAUCUUGAAAGCUAUCGUGAUAAAGGACAAGAAAGAAAAGAGGAAGAGAAGGAACACCGUGUGAACACCUUAGGGAAAAAGGAAAGGGGGUAGGUGAAGAAGAACAUAUGUAUACUUGCUGAAAAGGAAGUCUCGAGUGUCGAUCUAGGGAAAAGAGAGUUUCUAUCCGGUACGUCCACCCUUUUAAAGUGCGUCAAUUUAUCCACGGGAAAAGAAGAGGAGAGAAAGAAAGAAAGAAAUAAAAACAAGAUAAAAGAAGGGGCAAAAAGCUUCGGAUAGCAAAGAACUGGUAAAUGCGUUGAAGCCCAGGGAGAAUAAAUGACGUUUUUUAAGUGAACGUGAAAGUUCUCUUACUUAUUGGAAAAUUCGUGUUUCAUCGAGAAUACGUAUUUAAAUAUUGAAAAUGAAGUCUACGCUGUCUUAAUAAGUAAUUGAAGUGUUAGAUACAUUAAACGUAGUCGUGAAAUUUAUUUACGGAAAAUAAAAAAAGAAAAAAAGAAGAAAUCAGUAUCUAAUUAAUAAUUUAGUAGUUUCGAAAUGAAUCUCGAAGUCGAACUUAUAGCUGGGGUGGUCAAGGGUGGUUUACCACCGGCUCAUCUACCUUCUCCAAGGCUUAUCAAGAUAUUUAUUGCUGGCGAAAGGGAUGAAUUUUCUGUGGAAAGGAAACAACUGUUGGAGGUAGUGGGUCCAGAAUUACAAUCGAUUUAUGAUGAUAUGGGAAUUGAGGUAUUGUUGGUUGACAUGCAAUAUGGAACCAGCAAAAACCCAGAUACCAAUCCAAGGCUGGCAGAAUUCUUUUUAGAAGAAAUAAACGCUUCUCAUCGACAUUCCCGAGGUUGUUUUUUGCUGCUACUGGCCGGAGCCGAUUACAAUACAGGUUGGGUACCUACCAAGUUCGAGGAAGAAACUUUCCAUGCUCUUCUCGGUUGCUGUUCCGUGCUAAACGAGUACUAUGUGCAAGAUGGCCGUUAUUAUACAUUGAAAGCUUCUAGUGUGGAAACGGCACAAGACGAUUGGCAAUCGGCUCAGGAAUCGAAUUUGAGGAAAAUUUUAAGAAUCGCAGCCGAAUCGAUAAUCCUUGACCAACCAGACAAUAAGGAAGUCCAAAACGUGUUGAAGAGUACGACGGAACGACAAUUGGAAUACGGCCUAAAUCUUGAUGAAGAUGGGAAUGGAAUUAUGGCUAUUAUUAGAGAUUGGACUGGUAAAGAUGUUCCGAAGGUCAGUCCCGGUGCUACGAGCUUCCGGUCACACAUCGAGUCUUGUUUACCAGCUGAGAACGUGAUUCACCUUGAGGUUGACUAUAAAGCAGACGGCAUAGACACAGACAACGACUCCCAUGAUAAUUAUCUGAAUAAAUUUAGACGAUUCGUUCUUGAGAGACUACAAAAUUUAGUUAAUGCUUCGAUAGAGAUCGAUCCAGAGAUUAAAAGUCGGAAGAAAAUGGUUCAGGAAGUUUACGCCGAAAGUAUGGCGCACUUGUCAUUGCUGCGCGAAAUAAAACCCGCCGAAGAAGAUGAUGGAUCUAUCACUCGUAUAAAACAACUUUUGAUGUCCGGAAUGGAUCAAAAACAUGGUCCUAUUUUAAUAUGGGGUCCCAAAGCUUCUGGCAAAUCUUCUAUACUUGCUAAAAUAUAUGAAAGUGUACCAGAAUGGUUCGGUAAACCGACUUUGAGAGUUGUACGGCUCUGUACGUCAACGCCAAAGUCGGCUUAUAGCUUAGAGCUUCUACGGAUUUUGUGUGAACACAUUGGCUUCUUAUCGGGUAACAACGACGGUAAUCUUCCACGAGAUGCUUCCUUUGAUCCUUUGUACUUGAAUAAUUGGUUCAGUCAAAUAAUGCGUGGUAUCGAAGCACAACCUCUGUCAGAACAAUUAAUCGUUAUGGUGGACGAUCUACAUCGCCUUCACCCUUUGGAAUGCGAUAUCGUUGCUGCUUUAUCAUGGUUGCCAUUAAACUUGCCCCAAGGAAUACAUUUUAUAGCGACGACUACAGUACCACCCGAAGCAUUACGGCUGACUCCACUUCAAAAAGAAAGACUCAGAAGCAAUGAUAUACUUAUUGAGCUAUCUGACAAGCGAUGCAAUCUCCCAGAUAUAGAAUCAGCUUUAGACAAUCUGGAAAAGCUCGUCGGUCCAAGAGCAGCAAAUAAAAUUGGUUCGCUUUUAGCAUGCGCAGAUUACGGUCUCUCCGAAACUGAGAUUCUCGAGUUAAUUAUGCCCACGGGAGGAGAAGAUCCAUUAUCCUUAACAUUGGGGCAAUAUAAUUUCGCUACAUGGUGUUUAGUCCGAAGAACUUUGGCUCCCUUAUUAAGGGUACGAGUAAUGAGCGGCAGAUUAAUGUUUGGCUGGCGUUGGUUGAGUCGUGAAGUCGCUAGGAAGAGAUAUCUUUCGAAUCAGGACGUAUCGAGAAUGUAUCACGCGGAACUGGCAAAUCUAUUUUUUGCGGAAGAAACCGAAGAUAGCGAGGAAAAGUCACCGCAGGGUCCUAUAGAACCACCCGCAAAGGAAACACCUUUUCAAAGCGCUCCGCAAUCGCAGGAUAUUACAUAUACCCUACGGCACGUCGAAGAAGCGUGGCUUCACUUGCUACGAGCUGGCGAUGUUGAUAAACUCAAAAGAUUGGCUGUCUGUGCUUUUGAUUUUCUUUUAGCUGGUGUACAAAUGAUUUCUGUGAGUUAUUUGCGAUGUGUACUCGAACAUGCAAGGAGAUAUCUGUUGGAAAGAGAUUUGGAGUUGGUAUAUUAUGCCGUUAGGAAAUCAAGCGACGUACUUACUAGAGACCCGCUUCAGCUUGGAGCACAACUUAUUUGUUGGCUAAGACCAGUCGCAGACGAUGGUGGAGAUCUUGUAAGCAGAAUGGUCAUGGCAGCAAUGGCAUGGUGCGAUGGCUAUACCGCACCUCUUUUAGUUCCUUUGAAUGGUUGGCUUCAACCUCCUCUACCUCUUCAAAUUCGUGCUUUGUCUUGUCCACAAGGAGUCCGUCUAGUCGAAGCUGCGCCAUCGGGUCAACACGUUGUGGUUGUUCCACCUCAAGGAGAUGCUCAGUUGUGGCACGUUAUGUCUGGUCAACUAGUACAUACUUUUAAAGGUCAUUCUAGUCCGAUAUCGUGUUUAGCCAUUACGCAACAAUCUCAAUAUUUACUCACUGGUUCCGAAGAUACCUCCAUUAUCGUUUGGGAUAUGAAAGAAUUAUCGUUGAAACGACGAAUUUGUGAACACAUAGCACCUGUUCUUACGUUGACAGCAGCUAUAAAUAAUUCCAUUAUUGUGAGCGGUGGGGAAGAUUCUAGUAUCAUUGCAACUAGUUUACUCACUGGUGAGGUAUUAGUAAAAAUUGAUCAUCACAGAGGACCCGUUACUGCUAUACGCGUAGAUUCAGCAGGAGAAGUUCUUGUGUCUGGAUCGACCGAUGGAACAGUCUGCUUAUGGUCUUUAGAAACAUUUACUCUUCUCAACAGCAUAACGUUACCUUCCCCUGUAGCCAAUCUCGAUGUAUCGGCAGAUUCUGUCUUUUUGCUGACUGCUUGCGAAGAUCAAAAACUCUAUUUAAGAUCUUUAGCUACUGGAACGGAGAUACAUACAUUAAGAGGACAUCAAGGUCCUGUUAGAAGUUUAUGUCUUGCUAGAGAUUGUAGAAGAGCCAUUGCUGGUGGUAUAGAGGGCAGAGUUUCCGUUUUCGAUAUACACAGUGGUAGACUCAUUAAAACGCUACCUGCUAACCCUUCUGCGGAUGUUACGUCUGUGAAGGUUACUGAAAAGGAUGAUUUCCUUAUCACUGCUGGGGGAGGACGUGUGACAUACUGGAGUUUCCGUGGAGAGGAAACUCCGUCGAAACCACAAAAACUUGGAAAACAAGAAUCACUUCAACCGCACACCUCACCUAUAUCUUGUUUAGAUAUAUCUAGAGAUGGUGCAAUGGCAGUUACGGGUGGUGUCGAUUCUUUAGUAAAUUUAUGGCAAUUAAAUACGCAUGAAUUAAUGUCAACGUUAGAGGGUCAUAUAGCAAGUGUUACGUGUAUCACUUUUUCUGCGUCUGGAUUAUUUGUAGCGUCAGGUUCGGAAGAUAAAACGGUACGUGUUUGGGGUUUAACUUUGGGCCUUGUUGUAGCGACGUUUAGACAUCAAGCAACCAUUACUUCUGUCAUAGCUAUGUUAGAUGGUAGAAGAGUUGUAAGUUCCGACAGAGCUGGAACUAUUAGAGUAUGGGCCGCAGAUAGUGGAACCUUGAUUCAAUCUGUUUGUGGUCCAGGACGAUGUUUUGCUGUAGCUGCAGACAUGAGAUUUACGGUUUGUGGUACCGGGGACAAUCAAGUUCGAAUAAUAAGUCUGGGCGUUGGCCCAGAAGAGAAACGUCAAGUUUCUCAUUCACAGGAUAUUACGUGUUUGGUAGUAACGCCUGACUCACAGUCUCUUAUUACCGGUUCUAGAGAUAUGAGUCUUAAGGUGUGGCAGCUUGCUGGAGGCAAAUUAUCACAGGUAUUGGUCGGUCACACCGAUCACGUCACUUGCGUUGCAGUAGCAGUUCUUGACAAGUCUAUCGUCGUGUCCGGUUCACGUGAUGCCAAUUUGAUUGUAUGGGAUAUAAACACUGGAGCAGACUUGCAUACUCUCACUGGUCAUCUUGGCUAUGUAACUUGUAUCAGAUUAUCUGGUGAUGGUACCUUAGCAGUUUCUGGUAGCGAGGAUAAGAGUUUGAUAGUUUGGGAUACGAAAAAAGGCACUGCUUUAAAUUCUAUUAUGCUUCAUGUACCAAUUCUUGGUGUUGAGAUGUCUACCGAUUGUUCGAGAUUAGCAUUACACUUAUUAGAACAUAAAUGCAUGCCCAUUCUUUGUCUGCAUAAUACACCAGCGCAAUAUGUUAAACUUCCACCGUACGUUGCUCCGAGAGAUUUACGACCACCUGGUCCUAAACGUCCUGAUAGAAGAUUAUUGAAAAAAGAGGUUUCUUUGGAUACAUAUACGUGGCAACGGAAGUACGGUCAUCUUACAACAGGUAUAACGGUAUCAACUGUCGAAGAGCGAUUGAAACGUCGAUUCAGUGUUAGUGCUUCUAUGGAGGAAAUUAGUAAAGCUGGUUUAGCUGGUUCUCAACCAGGCUUAGGUCCGGAACAAGCAGCACUGGCUCAGUCUCAACAUUUUGAUCAGUUGGAAGCUAUUUGGAACAAGCAAUCUCCACCUCCCAGACCACGUGGUUUAAGAACUUUGUCGAAACAGAGUUCUCUUCAAACCACUCGAAUAUCCGACUCCGAAGAAGAAGAUCUUCCAGAUUAAAAUGAAUUCCUUUGAAGGAGACGGACAAUUAACUAGGAUAAAGAGCCUUUAGCUGAAACCUAUACACCUACCAUAUUCUUUCAUCCUUCGACUGUCAAGUAUAUUCUAUGUUAAGAAUACUCUAUGUCCGUACCUUUAAUAAAUUAAAUAAAGGUACCAAAGUCGAUAGAUAUUAGAAAAAGGGGGGAAAACAUAAGAUUUAUUGAUUUUCUUUCUAAAUAAGUAAUGAUAUAUAAAGACGUACCUAUUAUCUUCUAUCAACAAGAAUAAUUAUUUUCUUAAAAAUUAUUUACAACAUAUAUAUAUAUAUAUACAUUCGUUAUUUUCAUAUUUUUCUAUAAAACAACGGCUAAUAAUUUAUAUACAUUUUUAUGUUCACUGAUGAAAAUUUAUAAGAUCUCUAUUGUCGUUCUUUUAAUAUAUGGUUAUAUAUAAGUAAAGAAUAUAUUUAUGGAUUCGUAAAUAUCGAUAGAAACGCACAUUAUGUGUUAUAAAUGUAUUUUUUAUUUCUUUCUCAUAUAAUUUUAUAACAGUGAAAUUUACAUUGUGAUAAACAUAUGAUAGUUUUUAUUCGUUCUCUGUAAAAUUCUGAAAAGAAAUCUUUUGUAGCUCAUCUCUAUAAAAAUAUAGAUUAAGUGAUUUAAAUAUAGAAACGAUAGUAUUCUUCGUAAAUCUAUAAUUCAAUUUCAAUUAAAUCUUACGUUAGAAAAUAAAUAGUUAUAGUGCAUCUUUAAUAGAAAUAUUAAGUAAUAUUACAUUUUGUUAUUGAAGAAUGUUGAAAAUCUGAUACUCUAUAAAUACGUUAAAGAUAUUACCUAUUCUAAAUCUAAUCGUAAACAAUCGAUAAGGCAUCAAUUGUUAUUUAUUCCCUGGUAAUAUUCUGAUAAAAUUUUCCAUGCUUUGGGUGCCAUAAAAUCUUCUGGUGGGUUCUCGCCAGAUUUGGCUAGAUCUGAUAUAAACAUUGAAAUAUAUUUAAUUUUAAAAAUAGUUUCAUAUAAUCUGAUCUUAUCAAUAUUUUUCUCGUGUAUUGAUUUAUCUAACAAGUGUUAUAAGAUAUUCAAACUUACUUCGCAUUUUCGUUCCUGAAAUAAAAAUAAAAUCGCUUUGUCUUUCGGGAUCAUAGAACGCCAUACUCCGUUGUUUCACGUCGUAAGCAGCUACUCGAAAAGGUAUAAUCUCAAGGUUUUGAAGACCAGGAGCCAUCGAAAGUACUCUAGCACCAUGAGUACUAUCAUAUAGAUUACCAUCAGGUGUAGCGUCUUUAUUUGGAUGUGGUAUACCGGCAGGAUCUCUGCCAACGAUAUAAAAGUUAGCACCAGCGAUUAGUCUACCUUUGGCAUGCCAUUGUACCUGGAAGUAAAAAUCAUUUGAAUGAUAAAGUAUAAUUUUAAAAAGUUACAUUUAUCAACAAUGGAUGAUAAUAAAUUAAUUAUGGGACGAUAUAAUAUACGAUAAAUAUCUUCUUACUUCUGUUGGUCCAGCAUACAACAUGGGACUAGGGAAUAUAGCUAAAAUCGUAUCCUCGUGUAAGAUACCAUCUUCGAGGACAGCUUGAUGUUGUUUUAUUCUGACUGCUAAAGGUACAUCGUCAUCUUUCGUCCAACCACCCAGAGGAUGCAAAAGAAGAACAGGUUUACGAUAACCACGUUCGAGCAAACGUUUUCUAGUAUCCUUAAAAGAUCAUUAUUCUGUUUUAUACAUUUGAAAUUAUACGAUCGAACGUAUAUCGUAUUUUGUAAAAUUUGUACCUGCAUAAGAAGGGCGUGUCCAUUGUGUAUAGGAUUUCGAAGUUGAAAAGCAAAUACCGCGUCCGCUCCCAUCUCACGACACUUUGCUCUGAUCUCGUUAGGAGUCAAUCUGUACUCAUCGAGACCAUCGUUCCAUCGUAUUCUUUCAAUUACCUCGAGUUCACCACCGAUCAACCAAUCUCCGGUUUCGUAUAUCAUUUUUAUAUAAGGAUGACGGAUAUCAUUUGUGCCAAAUACUCGCGAACAACUUUCUUCCUUCCGAUGAAAAUAAAAUUCUGGAUUUCUAAGAAUCGCCAUAUUUCUUCCAUUGUAUCUCAAUGUCAAAGAUGUAACGUUCUGACAACGUUCCUUGUCGUCAUCGUUAACAGCAAGAACUAUUGGGAUCGACUGAUUGAUCUGUACGCCAUUUUCCGUGAGACAGUUGAAAUGUUGAGACUGAAACAUUAAUGACAUUUUUCAUUCUUUGCACAGAUAGAAGUGGCAAUAAAAGAAAACAAAUUAAAGGAUAGAAAAGUUUACUUGUAAAUAUUGUUUCUCUUUCAUGAAUCCUUUAAGUGGAGCUGCCCAACCUUCAGCGAGAACUUGAAUCCAUUGAAGAUCUACUUCGUUGAUUUCGAUCGCUUGUAAAUUUUGUGCUUCUUUUUCAACAUCUUCGAUCAUAGAUUCAGGAACAAAUAAUUCAUGGACAGAUCUUCCCAAUCCGUACAUCUUUGGUAUGAUGCUACGAUUUUCGAGAAAUUCGAUGACUCUCGCCGUAGAUUCUUCUAAUGUUGCAUUUUCCGUGUUAACAAUGAGAUCAGGCUUAAUAGGUAUUUCGUACUUUUGAUCGAUGCCAGUAAAGCCCUUAAUGAUACCAGAUCUAGCUUUUUUGUAAAGACCCUUUACGUCUCGUGCCUCACAGAUCUUCAACGACGCGUUAACGAAUAUCUCGAAGAAGGGCAAUUCCGAAUCUUCGUGAAUUUUUCGAGCCAUUCUCCUGUCCUCCUCGAAAGGUGAAACGAAGCUACAUAGAGUAAUGACACCUCCAUCGGCAAACAACUUGGCCACUUCGGCCACACGUCGGACAUUUUCUUCGCGAUCUUCUUUACUAAAACCCAAGUUCCGAUUCAAACCAGUCCGUACGUUAUCUCCAUCCAAACCGUAAGCCGGUAUACCCUGUAAGAUAUUUUUAUAUUUUAAUCUAUAAUCAUCGAUAAAACCUAUUUGGUUGACGAUCUAUCAUAUUAUAUCGACGUUCUACCUGAGAUACAAGAAAUUCUUCUAACUUGAACGAUAUCGAGGUCUUUCCAGCUCCAGAAAGUCCAGUCAUCCAUAUAGUACAUCCACGAAAACCGCGAACAGUACCAACGGCUUGGCCACGUUUCGCUCUAGACACAUGAUGAGCUUGUGAACUUACAUUAGUCGCGAUUGUCUGUAAACACCAGGACAACAUGAUUUGUAAUUACGAUUCUACUUUCUCUUAAAUUUGCAAAGUAAAAUUAUUAUGAAGGACGCACAUCAUUUAUCUCUACAUUUUGGGACAUUACUAAUUUGCAUAAUAUAUAUAUAUAUAUAUAUAUAUAUAUAUAUAUAUAUGCCCAUACAAAAUUAGUUGCGGUUAAUCUAUUACCUGUUUUGCAGAAUUUUGAUUUUCUGUUUUUUGUCGAGUUAGGAUUCCCAUGAUCGCUGAAUCGAAAUUUUAUCGGAAUAAUAGUAAAUUCCUCUGAUAGAAAGGAAAUACCAAAAUAUAAAAUCUGGAUAUAAUCAUAAGAAUAAUCGAUCUAACGUAUUUUAUUCCUAUUGGCGUUAAAGUUAAAUUGAAUUUUGAUUAUUUUUUAUUAGAUAAGCUUCCGUUAUCGAUAAAACUUUUAUUGUGUAAUAUUGUAUUUUAUUGUAUAAUAUUAAUUAAAUUUAAUUGAUUAUUAUACGACGUAAAAAUUAUACAACAAUUUAAAAUAAAGAUAAACAAUUGGAAAAGA